AUGGAUCCCCAUGGUCGCGGACGUGGCCGAGGCCGUGGCAAUCGUGGCAACUAUGACAACCCAAGCAAUCAGGGCAACUUUGGCAACUACGGUCGUCGUGGGAGUUCUGGUUAUCGGGGCAAUUCCGGAGAUCGAUUAAGGUCUGGAAGCCGCGGUGGUCAUGGCAGUCGUGGUGGCAAUCGCCAAUUUUCGAGGGGACCUCCAUCUUCUGGUUUCGGCCAGCAGAGUUCACAAGAAGCCCUUGACCAAUCCAUGGGCCAACUCUCGCUCCAUUCAGAAACCGAGCUGUUGGCAAAUCAUUUCAAAGUCUCAAUUGGCAGAUACACAGAAUUGUACCGGUAUGGCUUGACUUUCCAGAAACGACAGCAGGGCCGUGGGGAUGACACCAGUGAUGAGACCAAACCGAGCACUAAGCCAAGACAAACCACAAAGAACAAAGGCAUUAAAAAGCAUGGCGAUUCCGAGAAGGUUUCGAAACCACCACCAAAUCCACUUGGGAAGGAUGUCGAUCCCAAGACUGCAAAUCUUCCGGGCGAUGAUGACAACGGCAACGAGCCUACUUCGUCGAGGGUGGCAAUCGAAGGCCGGAUCAAUCGAUCCAAGAUCAAAAGAAUCAUCGCUCUUCUCAUAAGCGAGCUGAAAGCAGACGCAAAACUGGCCAAGAUCCCACUCGCUACGAACUACAGCACUCACAUUGUCACAGCAGAUCCCAUUCUCGAAAAUGUCUCAAAGACUUUUACUAUUGAAUACUACGAUGAAUACCGCUCGACCCCCGCUGACAACCCAGAGGUCUUUGACGUACAAGUCAUAUUCGAGAAAUCCAUUUCCUUAGGAGGCCUCUCUGGACAUCUCCAGAAUGGCUCGCAAACCCAAAACUUCAUUGAGUUCUCCGAGAAAGAAGACGCUAUCAGUGCCCUAAAUAUCAUUUUCAGCUACCAUCCAUACGAGAGAUGUUUUCCAACUCUCGAGCAUCGAAACGACCCAAGCAUUUCGGAGCGAUACCUUACAACCAUUGGUGGAAGAGUCUUCUAUGGCGUUGCUGUGAGGGGUCGCAAUGGCUCUAGUGAAACGGGACGGGUCACAGCACAAGGCCCUCUCAACAGCAUUCCAGGUUUCAUCAGAAGUGUUCGUACUGUAUUUUCUGCGGAGGUUCCGAUCAAUCUUAACAUCAACACCAAGACGUCGCUUUUCUAUGCGAAUGACAAUGUUCAGAUACUAAUCGAUGCCUGGAGGGCCAAGAAUGUCGGACGUCAGUGGCAGCAACACAACUACGGCGACCUUUCAAAAUUUCUCAAAGGACUCAGUGUCAGAACUCAACACCUCACCGGGCAGCAAGAGCCUGACAACUUUCUUGCAACGAUCACAGGCCUUGCACCGGUCAGCCGGGAGGGUGUGGAGCCGACCGUAUCAGUGGUUCAUGCCAACAACCCAGAUCACCAGCACAUGGAGAACCUAGGACAUUACUUCAACAGAGUCUAUAAUAAACGGUAUCUUCCAAAUUCCAAGGUGUUCGCCGUCGUUGUCGGUGGAGGUGCUUCUGCCAAGCUCUUCCCUGCAGACCUCCUCUAUAUUAUCCCUGGACAAGCGAUGCAGAAGACGAGAGAAUUGCCGGCACACGCCAUUCGACUACCUAUCGACAACAAAGGGAGAAUCCUCACCACUGGCCGCUCUCUCUUCUACGGGGAUGGAUUCACUACCACAGGGGCGAGGGAGUUUGAUCUCGUCUUGGGGGAUGUCAUGAUAUCCGUUCCAGUGUUGCCCCUCGCCACGCCAACUGUGAGGUACCGAGGAGAAGUAGUACCCCAACGUCGAGGACCACCUGUCUUUCACGACAUCUCGGAACAAAAUGCAAAGUACGGAUCUUGGAAUCUCAAAGGCACAUCUUUCUUCAGACCCGCUGCUCAACAAUUUGUAUGGACAUACAUUGAAUUGACCCUGAAUGAUCAUUCUUCUUGCCAGCAGGCUGAUCUAGAUCAAUUUGGUAACAAUCUCCAGUCAGCUCUGAGCCGCGCCGGAAUGGUCCAAGCUCAUUUCCAACGACUACCUCUCCCCAAAGCCCAUCAGCGUCGGCUUCCUAAUGGAUCCCUACCGACACACCAUCAUGCGGCAGGACUAGCAGCUCAAUUCAACUUCAUCGAUGAAGUGAUCAAGACUCUCCGAGACAAGAACGCCGUCAACCUCAUUGUUUUCUUACUGCCCAAGAAGGACAUGGAACUGUACAGUGCGAUCAAGAGGGUCGGGGAUCAAUGCACUGGUGUGGCUACCGUCUGUCACGUACUCAAGGAGGAUCGGAAGACCAGAUCUCUCGGUCCCAACGCCUCGCCUGACUUUUACGGCAACUUGAGCAUGAAGAUCAAUCUGAAGAUGAGCAACCAGUCAGUCAACCACUCGCUCGCCGUCAAGCCUGCGGUUUUGGGUGCGGGGGCCAUGGUCCUCGGCAUUGACGUGACACACGCAGGCGCUUUAGCCAUGUCUGGGGCUCCCAGCAUCGCGGCGGUGGUGGGCAGUGUCGACGCCGAAUUCGCCCAGUGGCCCGCGAGCUUGAGAGAGAACCCACUGGUGCAGGACGAAGACGGGAAGAGGCAGUCGAACGAGCAAGUGAUGGAUCUCAAAGCCAUGGUCGUGGAACGACUACGGGCGUACUGUCAAGUCAAUCGAGCCCUACCUCAACGCAUCCUCAUCUACCGUGACGGUCUCUCCGAGGGACAGUUCCGGAUGUGCGAGGAGCGAGAACUUCCACAGAUCACGGCCGCCAUCGAGGCGGUGUCCAAAGAGAGGGGAAUACAAGGCCGAUCCAUCCCCAUCGUCCUCAUCUGUGCGGUCAAGAGACACCACACUCGGCUCUUCCCAACGAGUGACAGCCCGACAGACACCCCGAGGCUCAUCGGCCUCGGAGGGAAACCCAACGGCAAGGUCUUCAACUUCAACCCCAUGCCCGGAACCAUGGUCACGGAGAAGAUCACGUACGGCAAAGGACAAGAUUUCUUCCUCGUCAGCCAAAAGGCCCAGAUCGGGACGGCUCGCCCCACCCACUACGUGAUCCUGAAAAACACGACGGACAACACGAGGGACCAGGUCGCCCAGGCGACCCACGACCUUUGUUACCUCUUUGGUCGGUCGACCGGUUCCGUGGGCGUUUGCCCGGCUGCGUAUUACGCCGACCUCGCGGCCGACCGUGCCAGGUUCUACGUCCGGAGAUUCUACCACGCCACCAGAGACGAGAGGUGGGACCCCGCCCUCCACCCGGACCAUCGGUUCGACUUGACCAUCCACGAGAGCAUGAGGGAGAGGAUGUUUUACAUCUAGACGGAUCGACCAAGAAAGAAGCGGGGAUGGAGGCGUCAGUCGAGACCGACAGACAAGGACACGUG
Exophiala oligosperma is the source of this 3371-nucleotide messenger RNA. RefSeq lists its product as uncharacterized. Lineage: Eukaryota; Fungi; Ascomycota; Eurotiomycetes; Chaetothyriales; Herpotrichiellaceae. The record is from RefSeq and is a predicted model, not a curated record. Gene Ontology annotation, molecular function: nucleic acid binding; protein binding. The transcript has a single exon. Bases 1 to 3306 code for a protein of 1101 amino acids.